AUGAAACUUACCGGAACCCUUGAGGGUCACACCGGAUGGGUUACCCAAAUCGCCACCUUCACCCGCGACGACAAGACUACCGUUCUUUCGUCAUCCCGCGACAAGACCAUUCUUGUCUGGGACAUUGACAACGUUCAAUCCGCUGACGGAGGACCAGUCGGACGUCCAGUCCGCUCCCUUGCCGGACACAACCACUUCGUCUCCGAUGUCGUCAUCUCAUCUGAUGGACAAUUCGCUCUCUCCGGAUCGUGGGAUAAGACUCUUCGUCUUUGGGACUUGAACCAGGGAGUGAGCACCCGUCAAUUCAUCUCCCACACCAAGGACGUUCUCUCUGUCGCUUUCUCCGCUGAUAACAGACAAAUCGUCUCUGGAUCCCGUGACAAGUCGAUCAAGCUUUGGAACACCCUUGCUCAAUGCAAGUACACCAUCACUGAGGAUUGCCACACUGAUUGGGUUUCCAACGUGCGAUUCUCGCCAUCCACUCGCGAUCCAGUGAUCGUCUCCGCCGGAUGGGACAGAGUCGUCAAGGUCUGGAACCUCGGAAACUGCCGUCUGAAGACCAACCACAUCGGACACACCGGAUACAUCAACACCGUUACCGUUUCCCCAGACGGUUCCCUUUGCGCUUCUGGAGGCAAAGACGGACAAGCUAUGCUCUGGGACCUCAACGAGGGCAAGCACUUGUACACCCUCAGCGGAAACGACGUCAUCAACGCCAUGUCGUUCUCACCAAACAGAUAUUGGCUCUGCGCCGCUGUCGGAUCCUCGAUUAAGAUCUGGGAUUUGGAAGACAAGAAGGAGAUCGACGAGCUCAAGCCAGAAAUCCCAGGAUCCAAGAAGUCGUCAAGCCCGCAAUGUAUUUCCUUGGCCUGGUCGCAAGAUGGACAAACCUUGUACGCUGGAUACACCGACAACAUCAUCCGAGUGUGGCAGGUGUCUAUCCGUGCCUCCAACUAA
This is a messenger RNA of Caenorhabditis bovis, 957 nucleotides long. NCBI's taxonomy places the organism in Eukaryota, Metazoa, Nematoda, Chromadorea, Rhabditida, Rhabditidae. The record is from the annotation of a GenBank genome assembly.